UGAAAUUUAUGUAAGCCUUCGGCUAAUCUUCCGAACUCGCCACCGCGGUUACAGCACCAACAACCAACAUCAUGGAGCAACAGCAGCAGCGUGGCGGUCGUGGGCGACACGAUGGCGGUGGUGGCAGGAGACGAAAGCGGCCUGCGCCUAAGCCUCGAACGAGCCUUACAGACGUGUACAUUGCAAGGAAUAGCGCCUUUGAGGCUCAGCUCGCCCGCGCCAUGAGCUUGCUUGAAUCCAAGGAAGCGAGGGUGACGCUGCACGGCCUUGGUGCUGCGAUCAACCGCUGCAUCAACAUUGCCUUGCAACUCCAGGAGAAGUUUGCCGGCCAAUUGACGAUGAGCGUGGAGACUGACACCGUCGGAUUGUUGGAUGAGAUUGCAUCAGAUGACUUGGAAGCGCCACCCGUUGUGAGCAAGCGACGCAACUCGGCCAUCCAUGUUCACUUGACACGACCUGCCGCAUGAUGUGACCAACACUGCCGCCCACACCUUGCUUUCCACUUCUGGAUGUUCCACGUGCAUUUUUUUUUCCUUUCCACGGCAUCAAGUGGGCUGUACCCACGACCACGACAGCCCCGACCAUGCACGAGUGGUUGAGUUUAGUUCGAGGUUUGAUACCAACAGAGCACGCACACAAGUAAACGCAAAGCAACAUGGAA
This is a messenger RNA of Salpingoeca rosetta, 661 nucleotides long. RefSeq lists its product as uncharacterized. Gene Ontology annotation, biological process: tRNA 5'-leader removal. NCBI's taxonomy places the organism in Eukaryota, Choanoflagellata, Craspedida, Salpingoecidae. Gene Ontology annotation, molecular function: nucleic acid binding. Gene Ontology annotation, cellular component: nucleus; ribonuclease MRP complex; nucleolar ribonuclease P complex. The coding region runs from base 72 to 467 and encodes 131 amino acids. The record is from RefSeq and is a predicted model, not a curated record. The transcript has 4 exons.